GAUCGUGUUAUGACGGGAGUCCUGACAGUCAAGCUCGCCUGGUCGCGUGGAUUGAAGCUUCCAGAUGUAGUUGACGACACCUGGAAGAAGCAAUGGCGCCCAUACGUGAUCGCAGAGUACCAAGGAUUCCAGCUCUCCUCUGAAGCCCUAUUUAGCCUCCCCGCGCAGGGCCUUGUUGACUGGGAAGCUUGGUAUCGCCCUUUCAAAUUUGAUCUCCCGCCGUCGCUGUCAUUGUCGUCGGAAACUGAGGAGCAGGAGGGGGUGCUUACCUUGUCGUUACUGAUUCAUCGUCACGAACCGGAUACAGGGAGCACUCAAUCCUCGUCGGGGGAACCCUUUGGGCCCCAAUGCAUGUCACUUGGGUUGGUCAGACUGAAUCCGUUCCUGGCCGGAUCUGGGACACAGAAGGUGAAAACCCUAGGUGGCACGGGGCUAACAGGGCUAGAAAUACACUACACCAGGAAAGAAAUUUCGCCUGUACUCACUAGCAAGGAUUGGAGAGUUCCCGAAAGAAAUAAUAUUUGCAGUGACGGUAACCUUGUCUAUGUCCAAAAGCAAGACUCGGGCAGAAGCUACGGCAUGGAGAUCACCCAUAUACCUCGCUCUGCCCAUGAGCAGCUCAGUGGUGAAAAUGAACCAGUAAUAAACAGCCUCCGCUCUAGCAUCCAGCACCCCUUUAUCGCUCCGCUGAUGUUUGCCUUUCACUCUUCGGAUGGUAGAUUGGAACUCCUUUCACCGCUCGACAGCGGAGGAUACCUUUCUGACCAUGUGCAGAGAGAGCGACGAUUUGGCAUUACCAAGGCAAGAUAUUAUGCUGCAGAGCUGAUCUGCAUACUGGAAUACUUGCAUGCAAAGAACAUCAUUCUUGGUAGUCUAAAGAUGGAGAACAUCCUCCUCGAUUCCUCUGGCCACGUCAGUCUCUGCAAACCAAGUCUCUUUGCGCUUGACCUGAGUAAGGACACGGACUGUAUUGCGCCCGGCACGUCGGCAUAUCCAGCUCCCGAAAUUCUCCUUAACAAGAGAGAACAAUCUCGAGCUAGUGAUUGGUGGAGCCUGGGGAUUAUCCUCUAUGAGCUCUUGACGGGUGCUCCGCCUUUCUACCACAAAGAUAAAGAGGAGCGGCGGUAUAGGAUCAUCAACGGGACCCUCCAGCUGCCCGUUGGCUUGCCAUCAAGUACAAACGAUAUUCUUACUAAAUUACUCGAUAAAGACCUCACGCGUCGCCUAGGAGUCCACGGCCUCGCGGAGGUGAAAGCGCAUCCUUUCUUCCACGGGUUGGAUUGGAGUGAUUGCAUCCAUCGCAAACUUGAAACGCCCUUCAAACCCCACAAUGACGCCGUGGUCUUUUGGUGCAAGCCACACACAUACAAGUUAAAGGAGUAUCUAGAGGGGGAGUUGCGAGAGUUCGAUGGAGCAAUAUAUGAGAUAAUAGGUACUUCAGAUUUUCCCUUGCCGCGUUAUAUAGGGCCGGCUGCCCCCGACAAGAGUACAGGUCAUGGUAACACGGGCACUUCAAACGAACAAUGGGAGUUGAUAUGGGUGCCAGAUAGUGGAGAAUUAUACUUCCAAAUUCGUUCCUCUGGCCAGAGGGUUCUAGCGAGACGCGACGCUGCGAAGCGCGGAGAAAUACCUCCGCUAGUCAUGUCUGAACAUCCCACCCAGCACCAGCUGGAGGAAGCUCUCGCGACAGCUUUGCAAACUGGAUACAGUCACAACGUCUUCUCUCAACUCAUCAGUUACAACCUGAAUCUUAACAUCCGAAUUAACGACUUCAAACGUUACCCUAGCAGAUGGAUAACACCACUGGAGUGGGCCGUUGAGCAGGAAAGGCCAGAUCUCGUGCACCUAUUCCUUGAUCAUGGCAUCGACGCCGACUUUACUGUUCCCUCUCAAGAAGGCCCCGCCGUCGUAAGAGCCGUGCGACGAAAAUUGCAUAAUCUGGUAGAAGCUCUUGUGCAAAGAACAACUCACCGAGUCUCGCGAACGAGGGCGCUCGCACUUGCAGUGGAACAGCAAGAUAUCUCUCUCGCGACGAUCCUGCUUUCACACGGGGUGGCCUGCGACUUUAAAGAAUCCGACCGACCUCUGCCCCCCGAUCCAUACCAUUGGGACUAUGACUCGAACCUGGACCGAGUAUUCGAGCCGGUGGACUUCACCCCGCCGCUUGUCCGGGCAGCUAGGCUGGGUGAUCUUGCGUUGGUCACCUUGCUGCUGGAGCAUGGCGCCGAUCCUAACCUUGCGUACCACGUUCUGGGUGGGUGGAGGGGGACGGAGCAAGAUCUUGGUUUCAAUGAGAUCGCUUUAAGGGAUUCGAGAAUACCUACCAUGUUCUCUUGUGGACGAGUUGUGCAGAUCGCGAUGGAGAUGGGGCAUCCGGAACUUGUGAGGGCGCUGCUUGAUGCUGGGGCAGAUAUUGACCUUCCGCAGCCUGCUUGGGCGGUACUGGGGCAUGUCUGUCAGCCGGUACCUAGGGCUGCGUAUCUGGAAAUUGUGAGUGGGCUAAGGGAUAUUGUGGCUGAAAGACGC
Molecule: messenger RNA, 2526 nt
Organism: Aspergillus campestris IBT 28561
Lineage: Eukaryota; Fungi; Ascomycota; Eurotiomycetes; Eurotiales; Aspergillaceae
Product: putative protein kinase
Exons: 1
Biological process (GO): protein phosphorylation
Molecular function (GO): ATP binding; protein binding; protein kinase activity
Source: RefSeq, a predicted model, not a curated record